Pogoniulus pusillus (Red-fronted tinkerbird) is the source of this 4453-nucleotide messenger RNA. RefSeq names its product DNA polymerase delta interacting protein 3 (gene POLDIP3). The record is from RefSeq and is a predicted model, not a curated record. Gene Ontology annotation, biological process: poly(A)+ mRNA export from nucleus. The transcript is spliced from 9 exons. NCBI's taxonomy places the organism in Eukaryota, Metazoa, Chordata, Aves, Piciformes, Lybiidae. Gene Ontology annotation, cellular component: nuclear speck; nucleus. Gene Ontology annotation, molecular function: mRNA binding. Bases 85 to 1383 code for a protein of 432 amino acids.
CCUUCUGCGCGGCGGCCUCGGGCGGAGCCGGAGCCGGGUGCCGCUCUCUGGGGGCGGGGCGGGCAGCGGAAGCGGAGUGAUGUCAUGUCCGGGGCUCACUCUCUGCGUCUCACUGUUGGGGGCAGCGGCGAGAUGGCGGACCUGUCGCUGGACGAGCUCAUACGGAAGCGCGGUGUGACGGUAAAAGGGAGGCUCAACACAAGGCCAGUGUUUGGAGGUGUAAGGUCUCGCAUUGGGAUACAGCAAAAUCUUCUAAAUAGACCAUCACCAGCUGUCAGCUUCCAGCGGACAUUUGAUGCCCGGCAGAAGAUAGGGCUCACUGAUGCCCGACACAAACUGGGGGUUAAAGAUGCCCGUGAAAAACUGGUUCAAAAGGAUGCUCGGUUCAAAAUCAAAGGGAAGGUGCAGGAUGCUCGAGAGAUGCUAAAUUCCCGUAAGCAGCAAAGUGCUACUGCUGAAAAGGUGACCAAAGUGGUGGAUGCCAGAGAGAAGAUCAGCUUAAAAAGGAGCACUCCAGCUGUCAUCAGUCCAACUAUGGGGACAGUAAAUCCAGCCGUGAAAAUCACCAAAACUAUCCAAAAGUCUCCAGUUCCUGGACACUCAAAUCCAGCAGGAAUGAGGAUCAAUGUGGUGAACAACCAUACACACAAACAGGGCCUGUAUGACAUGGAAGAUGAUGAGGAAAGUGUCUCUCCCCUUCCUAGCAAGCAAAUGAAAAUCACCACCACAAACAGUUUCCUGCACACCGCAACUGGGCUGAGUGGCAAUAAAUUCUCUCUGUCCAAGGCUGUUCCCCUGACUAAAGUGGUUCAGAAUGAUACGUACACAGCUCCACCUGCACCUCCUUCUCCUAUGCGGACAAAGGCUUUGACAAACAUGUCCCGGACCUUAGUGACAAAGGAGGAGCUGCCAAAAGAACCAGCACCAGUUGAGCUGGCAUUCAGUCCUUUGGAAGGCACAAAGAUGACUGUAAACAAUCUGCAUCCUCGAGUCACAGAAGAAGACAUUGUUGAGUUAUUCUGUGUGUGUGGCGCUCUGAAGCGAGCCCGGCUGGUGCAUCCUGGAGUGGCUGAGGUGGUAUUUGUGAAGAAAGAAGAUGCUAUCACAGCAUAUAAGAAAUACAACAACAGGUGUUUAGAUGGUCAACCAAUGAAGUGCAAUCUUCAUAUGAAUGGGAAUGUCAUCACUUCAGACCAGCCUAUAUUGCUCCGACUGAGUGAUACUCCUUCAGUGAAGAAGGAAGGAGAGCCACGCCGGUCAAGUGCAAGCGCCUCUUCAAACCCCCCAGCUGAAGUGGACCCUGACACUAUCUUGAAGGCACUCUUCAAAUCCUCAGGGGUCUCUGCCUCUGUGCAGCCCACAGAAUUCAAAAUCAAACUCUGAGAAGGGGGAGAAAGCCUUGGACUGCAGAUCUCGUUGAAGCUGGGGAAUGAGCAGUGCAGGAGUGCAGAUGUUAAUUUGCAUUUGCCUGCCUUGAAAUUAUUUGUUUUCUAUGAUCGCUACCUUACUGUACAGUAGUGUUUCCUCUUGUGUGUGUACUUUCUGUUUUCAUAGUUGGAGUUUUCCAUGAUUUUUUUUUCCUCCAAAGGAAUAACCUCCUCCUCUUGCCAGUAAUGUAUUACUAAGCAUAUACCAUGUAACUCCCUCCUUUACUCCAGAGCUCCUAGUGGCCAUUAAAAGUGCACAUAGACUUUGAGGGAAGGGGUGGUGAUCUCCUUCUCUUUUUUUCCUUCUGACUGACAGUUAACUAAAAGCUGCAUCCCCCUGUUUACCAACAGGCAAGAGUACUACAUUGUUUCUGAAAUGGCAGCACUGGGUACAAAGUCAGGAAGCACCAGCCUGCAUAUUGGACUUGUAUGCUUCUGUCUGGCUGUUAGGCGUUUCUCUGCUCAGCAGCAUGACACUGAGAAGAAGUGUGAAAACCUGAGCUUCCUGCUGUGUGGUGUGUACCAGCCAACGGAGGUGUCAAGCAGAAAGGACAUGUGCACGAGUGCACCAGCGAUUGUGCUAUGGGAGGCAUGCUUCAGCUCUGGUAAUGCAAAGAGGUGAGGGGGUCAAAAAAGCACUGGCAUUUGUACAAUGAAUAUAUUAGCCUUGUAGAGUCAGGCUCAGUUGCUGUCUUCUCUCUGGACUUUCUGAAAAAUAAGAACCAGACUUUUGUUCAGAGCUUGGGGAAAGCCAAGUGUUCACUCAGUAGACUGUAUUGCAUCUUCCUGCCCUGAUGCAGGGGGAUUUUUUUCUUUUUCUUAACCACCUAACUUACCUGGUCUCCUGUGAAAAGGAAGGAGCUGGGUUUCAGCUACCAGGAUGUAGAAAGCAGUCUUGUGCCUGAGAGCCCUGCUCUAUUGAGAGAUACCAAUUGGGCAAUAUUUGGUUGCUGUGUGGGCCUGCUGCUCAUGUGCAUGGAUUCAGAGACUGAUUGUUGCACUUCCCCUGUUUCAAAGGGAGGUUUUGGAGAGGAGAGCAUUUGGCACUCUAAGGAACGCAUAGGAGAGGAGUGUUAAGCAAGUCCCAAGCAGAGCUGCCAGGCUGUAGCUUGGGCCAGUGAGCCACAGGCCACUAGGUGUCACUUCCUGUGUUAGUACAGCGUUAUUGCCAUGGAUAUUUGAAGUCCAUGGCUCCAUUCUCUUGUAUUUGCUUAAAUUUUAUUGUAAGAAAGGAAAGCUAAGAGCCACUUCCAGAAUCUGGUUGAGGUUUGGACUUGAUCUGUCUAGUUGGAGACUAACCUAAUCCAUCCUGUUCAGCUCUGCUGAACUGUAACAAACACUGUAACCGUUGUAGGUCUAGAUUCUGUUUCUUGGUCCACCCUGUUUCUUUUGCUUUCCUGUCCUGUAUUAGCUCUUUGCUCUUUCUAGCUUGUGCAGACCAUUCUUCUAUCUCACAUUAUCCCUUUUAGCCAUGGAAAUAACUGAGGACUUGUCAGGACUUGUUUUUCUGGAGUACUUUCCAGUUUGGAAACCAACUACACUGUUAUUGGUAGGGUGCUUCAUGUGAACAGCAAAUGUUGCAAGAGAGGGGACCUAAGACAGCUGUUGUUCUCCUUUUAUAGACUGCCCAUUGAACACCUGUGUUUUAUUAAGGAAUAAAAUGGGGGGGAGGGGGAGGAAACAGGGGUUGGAGAAGAUAAUGUAUUAUCUGUUUCUGAAUAAACGUUUGUUAUACAGAGUGGGUUCUGAGCCUUUUUAGGUGCUGUGAAGCAGCUUAGAUGGAGUUGUUCCAACAUUGCAUCAAGGUGUGGGUUUAGAAUACAGAAACUUCAAAGCUGAAGAGUAAAAGGAGUAUAUGGAUGAGGGAACUGAGACUCAUGAGCUUUUUAAUCGGGAUCAUUGAAAUGAGUAGCUGAUCCUUGUGAGGUAGGAGUGAUUUGGGUCCCUGCCUGCUUCCUAAUUAUCUUGUCAUAUAAAAGGAAAAAACUGCAUUGUUCUUGAGAGCUUAGUAAUGCUAAAAGUAAAAUAGUACUUUGUAAGGGAAAAAAUACUGUGAAAUAAGAGUGCUUGUUCUAGAUGAAGUAGGGUACUUUAAUUAUCAGAAAGCAAGCUGUGGGAAUGUGAAAUGUAUCCUGAGUAUCUCUUGUCUUCUCAAAGAUUAGAGAGAUUCAUACUCUGUUAUUAAUAGGUUUGUGUCCAUUCCAAAAGCUAAAUACCAAGAUGCACUUUCCCUUGCUGUCAGGUUGUACAUUGUGUUUAGGUGAACUAUGAGGAAUAUCAUGAAUGUACUUCCUUGGAAGAAGUACUGCUCUGUUCUCUAGCUCUCUGAUCCAGGGCAGUGGCUUUUUUUAUUUAGGUAAUUUAAAUUGAAGUAAAUGAUUGUCUUAAACACCACUCCAUGAUUUGUCUUAACAGCAGUGCCUUGGACUGUGUUACUUCUCUGUUCUCAGUUCUCUAAAGUUUUAUGGUGUGGCUGCAUCUGUUGGGCUCUGAAAGAAGAGGAACCAGUUGUUCAUAGGCCCUUUCAAGUAACACCUUGCAGCAUUCCAGUUUCUCCUGGCUGGCCUGCAAUUUCAUGUACUUCUUGUUUGCAUUCUGCAGAGUUCAUAUCUGUGCUCAUUCACCCUCGUGCAGCAUGGUCAUAUUUUCGUUUGGUCCUUUCUGGGCUGUUAGGGAUCAUAAACUCCCCAGUGAAACAGUUUGCUUGAACUCAUUCACUGUGACUGGCCAGGACCAGAGGUAGGCAGCAUGUAAUAAUGUCUGCUUCUUUUUCCUUUGCUCUUUGCAAAGCACACCGACUUCUGAAGUGAUGCUGCAGUUUCUGUAUUUGUCUGGUAUAUUUCCAUGAGGUUUGCAUGUGCUGUUUGUUCUGGUAACGUUCGUUGGUAUUUGGUUGAGUCAACUUUCCAAGUGAUUUGCUUUCACCGAGUGUUUUUCAUCUGGUCCAUUUGUGUUGCUCCAGUAUCUUUAUUUUUGGAGUGGUCCUGUCUUCCAUUGGGUCAUUAAUACAAGUUCCUCUUCAAAAA